Molecule: messenger RNA, 1365 nt
Organism: Zychaea mexicana
Lineage: Eukaryota; Fungi; Mucoromycota; Mucoromycetes; Mucorales; Lichtheimiaceae
Exons: 3
Coding region: 43-1365 (440 amino acids)
Molecular function (GO): oxidoreductase activity
Source: RefSeq, a predicted model, not a curated record
CAACCCCACCCUUUGUUCUUCUUUCUUACUUCUAACCACAUCAUGUCAAGCACUGCCCAAUCGGUUGCUACUGCCUUUUGUGGUUGGCCUGCUCCUACCACCGCCACCAUCUACGAAGACAAACAACAACAACAGCAAAACACAAAAGAUGAAACCACACUAGCGAUCCCACGUUCCUUGCUCCAUCAGCUUAUCCAGGAUCACCAUACUGUUUAUCACAUGGAACACCGUGAUCAUCCGAAUCUUUUGGCGCGUGUACUUGUUGCACUCCAUGAAUUGGGUGCCAAUCAAGCUCAACUUAUUAAUGGAUACUACAAGGUGUAUCCUGAUCUUGUGCCAUUGUUACAAACGUCGAUUGAACAACGUGUCCUUACGGACGAUUCGUGGCUGGAACAUUUAGGGGAUCCAAAAUAUUAUCGUCCGUAUCUAACUUUUUUCCAACGUAAAAUUGAAGAAUACGGCAUGGAUCAAGUCGUACAACAGUAUUUCUUCGACAGCCCGCUAUCUAGUUCAAUUGGGUCCCAGCUGCAACCAAUCGUGCAUAUGGCAUUCGGGCUCGAAUACGACAUGCCCGAUGUUGUCACGCAAGGCCUUGCUUAUCUAGCAACGACGUUUGUUGAUGUGGCAUCAUUAUUAAACGUCGAUGAUGAAGAAGAAGAAGAAGAUCACAGCAGCAAUGAAAGACAACGACGAUUGUCAACAACAACAACAACAACCAUGGAUCACGAAAGUUUGUUGUUUGAUAUGAUAGCAGCGGACCCCAGAUUUGGCGGACGCAUGGACGGCACCAACACGUUCCAUUCUGCGCUCAAAGUAUUGAUCAAAAGCCAGCAGUCGCUGCUUGGCAUGUAUAUGCGUCAGAAUGCAACCCAGGUCCGACUACAAGACCUAGUUACCUUGGCAGCUCGAUUGAUUCCUUGUACAAAACAAGCGCAUCGUCUGGACUGGUUUCUCGGCGGAGGACAGCUGCUUGCGUCUGCAUUAGCGAUCCAGUAUCUCAUGGAACGAUUUGAAAAGCAAUACAACAACAAAAAGCUCGUACGGUUACAAUUCUUAGCCACCUUGUGUACGUUUAUUGUCCAAGGUCGACCCACGCGUCCUCCUACCUCCCACUAUGAUGCGCGUUAUGUUCAUUCAGAACAACAACAACAACAACAACUUUCUUGGGAUUCGUGUGGUUCCACUGUCGUUGCUUCGGGUGAUCCAAAAUCGGUAUUAAUCUUACAAUCCCUGGUGAAAGCUCGCCGACUUUAUGGUAAUGGCGAAGAAGAGGGGUGCUAUUUAGAUAUUGCCAAUUUCAUUGCUGGGUUUGUGCAGAGAGCAGACGGUGCAUGGUGCAAGACAGAUGAUCGCAGUGUACGCUAA